This is a messenger RNA of Aspergillus pseudoviridinutans, 345 nucleotides long. RefSeq lists its product as uncharacterized. The transcript has a single exon. Lineage: Eukaryota; Fungi; Ascomycota; Eurotiomycetes; Eurotiales; Aspergillaceae. The record is from RefSeq and is a predicted model, not a curated record. The coding region runs from base 1 to 345 and encodes 114 amino acids.
AUGAGAGCAACACGGCCACCUGCGAAGAAGAACAAGGGUACUGCAGCUGCUGAGGCAGAUUUUAUUCUGGAAAAGCGCAUUCAGGACUCUCAGAAAGUGGCGCAAGACCUUGAUUACGACCCUUUUAUAUUCAUGCCGCGCGAAUGGAGGGUCGCUAUCGACUUUGCUAAGUUUCCAUUGAAAUCUGCACCACCGUCUGUCCCGAAAUUCCAGGAAGGAAAGGUUCCCAUGACACCGGUUGGCAUUAUCAAAGACUUCCCAUACAGCUACAACAACUCGCAUGAUUGUUUUUACAGAUUGGCAUACACCACGACAUUCCUCAAAGCAAAGACCUGCUCGCCAUAG